Ectocarpus siliculosus is the source of this 582-nucleotide messenger RNA. NCBI's taxonomy places the organism in Eukaryota, Phaeophyceae, Ectocarpales, Ectocarpaceae. The record is from the annotation of a GenBank genome assembly.
AUGAACAGCGUGCUCAUCUGCAACCCGGACGGGAAGCUUCUCCUGUCGAGGUAUUUCGAGGCACAGAGUCAUGGAUCAGAGUGCGCUUUCGAACCCUCCUCAGGCGGUGAACACACGGCGGCGGGUUCGUUGAGAGAUACCGCCAAGGGUCGAAGCUCAACCCUUUCGGAAGUGCUGGGGCAGACGAGGCAUCUCUGGACGAAGGGCACGUCAGAGUGCCCUCAGGUCGCCCGGGCUAAGGGAGGGCUGAUCAUUGUGUUUGGAGCAGUAGAAGAUCUCCUCCUGUUCCUGUGCGGCUCUGGGGAAUGUGACGAGCUUACUUUGGCUGACAUGCUGGCAACGCUUGCGAAGGUCAUUGUGGCCUUGUGCAGACAGGGCGGCAAACACCAGAGGGCCACGGAAACGGCUUUCCUGUCGAGCAACGGCACGAGCAGCAUCUACAGCAAGGCCUGCCUCGUCAUCGACGAAAUGAUUCCCGGGGGUAUCCUGGAAUCCCUAGACUCUGACGCCAUCUUGAGUUCUAUCAAGCUGCAAAAACCCACCUCAGCAGCACCGGUUGCCGGCUCGAAAAAGGGGCGAUGA